Molecule: messenger RNA, 1848 nt
Organism: Pelagomonas calceolata
Lineage: Eukaryota; Pelagophyceae; Pelagomonadales; Pelagomonadaceae
Source: the annotation of a GenBank genome assembly
GCGGCCCACUCGCAUUUUUUGCCGGGAGCCGCUGCGUACACAAGCUGGUUUGCACCAAGACUUGCCGGAAACCAUCACUGCACAGCCCGGCGCUGCGCCGUACCUCAAUCGCGCAGCGAGAGUAGCCACAGAGGCCAAACCCAGCAGGUGGCCUCCAGGAAAGAAACUGCAGCUAAGAGCAGUCACCGCACGCCGACGCAGCGGCAGAGGUGCACGAAAGAACCAUGCGCCGCGCCGCCCAACUGCUACGGCGCACGGCGCCCUACGCUCUUACGGGCACGGCCGUCGCCGCCUGCGACGACGACAGAUUCACAGUGGAGAAAGUGAAUGUGAUCAAAAUUCCCCACCUGCGCGACCAGGGCUUUCCGGGAGCGAACAAGUCGAACGUGGCGGCCUUCGGGUACGCGAAAUUUGUCUCCGAUGAGGAUUGCGUCCUCGGCGACAUUGUGCUCAAUGGACCCUCUCAUACGACAAAGGCCUAUACGAGAGCAGGACCGAGGGAGAAGCUCCACUUCGACCCGCAGGACACGAGGUGUGCUAUCGUGACGUGCGGCGGGUUGUGUCCUGGGUUGAACACAGUAGUAAAAAAUCUCGUGGAGAUAUUGGAGUCGAGAUACGGCGUCGAGAAGAUCUACGGCAUCAAAGGUGGCUACCGCGGCUUCACGAGUGUCGGCUGGGACGCUCCCUUGGAACUCACGGCGGACUGCGUCAAGGAUAUACACAGGGAGGGCGGUACUCUGUUAGGUACUUCGAGGGGCGGCUUUGAUGCGGAAAAAAUUGUGGAGUGGCUGCGAGCGAAGCGCGUGAACCAGCUCUACGUCAUCGGGGGCGACGGGACCCAUAGAGGCGCCUACAAGCUCGCGGAGCUCUGCUGGGAGAAGGGCGUCGACGUCUCGGUGGCCGGUGUUCCAAAAACAAUCGACAACGACAUCGGUGCGUGACGCGGCGUCUGUCUUUCGCGUCGCGUCGACGGCGUCGCCGCGACCACGCGAACGCGCAGGCAUCAUCGACCGCUCCUUCGGCUUCAUGACCGCGGUCUCCGAAGCUACAAGAGCGAUCGAGGCCGCAAGGACCGAAGCCGAGAGCAACCGGCCGAACGGCAUCGGAGUGGUCAAAUUGAUGGGGCGCAGUGCCGGCUUCCUGGCCGCCUUCGCGACGCUCGCGUCCCAAGACGUCGACCUAUGCUUAGUUCCGGAAGUGCCUAUAGUGUUGGAAGACGCCUUGCCUCACUUGGAGCGAGUGGUCGACAAGAAAGGUCACGCGGUUGUUGUGGUGGCGGAAGGGGCUGGGGAGGAACUACUGGGAGCGUCUGCGGAAGUCGACGCGGGCGGCAACAAAAAGUUACCGCCCAUCGGCGCCUGGCUCACGAAGCAGAUCAAGAGCUACUUCAAAAGUACUAAUAGGGAGGUUACGGUGAAGUACAUCGAUCCGAGCUACAUGGUCCGGUCCGUUCCUGCCGAUGCGGGUGAUAGCUACUUAUGCAUGCUGCUGGCGCAUGCCGCCGCCCACGGCGCGAUGGCGGGCUACACGGGUUUUACGGUCGGGCUGGUCAAGAACAAGAGCGUGAUGAUCCCCAUUCCCGAGCUGGCGCGGACGUCGCCGCGAAGCAUGAACGCUAGAGGUAGGACCUGGGAAAGGGUGGUUGCGGUGACGAACCAGCCCUGUGCUGUUGCUCGCAAAGAGGUCUCUUGGGCUGAAAAACAGCACGCGCGCACGAUGACGAACCAGGCGGCGGGGCCCUGAGCUCUCGCCUGCGUCGGAGGCGUCGGGCGGUCGCGGCGAUGGCGUCUGGGGGGCUACGAGGCAUGGGGCCCGGCUGCGGCCCCCCGUAUACUAAGUAUAUAACUG